This is a messenger RNA of Brassicogethes aeneus, 2463 nucleotides long. The record is from the annotation of a GenBank genome assembly. NCBI's taxonomy places the organism in Eukaryota, Metazoa, Arthropoda, Insecta, Coleoptera, Nitidulidae.
UAUUUUAAAACAUUUUAUUUUGUUGCAGUAUCCACAGAGACCCGCCAUCCUGUGAUAGUCUACAUCCACGGAGAAUCCUUUGAGUGGAACUCUGGUAAUCCAUACGAUGGCAGCAUCUUGGCCUCCUACGCCGAUAUGGUGGUAGUAACCUUAAACUACAGAUUAGGAAUUUUAGGUUUUUUAAAUGCGAAUCCGGCCCCUCACCUGAAGGCCCGCGUCGCAAACUACGGGCUCAUGGACCAAAUUGCCGCCCUGCACUGGAUUCAACAAAACAUCGCACUGUUCGGAGGCGACCCGACUAACGUAACGCUAGCAGGACACGGGUCCGGAGCAGCUUGCAUAAACUUCCUGAUGAUAUCGCCCACCGUAAUGCCCGGGCUGUUCCACAGAACGAUACUGCUAUCGGGAUCAGCGUUGUCGUCCUGGGCAUUGGUCGAGGACCCCGUCAAUUACGCCGUCAAGCUGGCGAAGGAGGUCAACUGCAGCAUACCGGAGGACGUGGGCAAGGACCACGAGGUCAUAGUGGACUGCCUUCGGGAGACCCCGCUGGAGGAGCUCCUGCAAGCGGACGUCACUCCGCCGGCCUACUUGAGCGCGUUCGGGCCCAGCGUGGACGGCGUGGUCAUCAAGGCCGACUUCGCGAAAGAGCUGGUGACGUACUUCAAACCGUCCGACUUGCAGAACUUCGUGGGCCCCGUGAACGCGAACAUGAAGCGCUCCGAGGCCACGUUGACGCCGCGGGGUUCGAACCCCUACGACCUGCUGUUCGGCGUGGUCACCAGCGAGGCCCUGUGGCGGUUCUCCAGCAGCGACGUGCAGUCGGGGUUCGAGGGCGAGCGGCGCGACAAGAUCGUUCGGACUUACGUGCGUAACGCGUACACUUACCACCUGAGUGAGAUAUUUUUCACGGUGGUCAACGAGUACACCGAUUGGGAGAGGACGGUUCAGCAUCCCAUCAACACGAGAGACGCCGCGGUCGCUGCGUUGAGCGACGCGCAGUUUGUGGCGCCGUUGGUGCAAACCGGUGACUUGUUGAGUGCCAAGCCGCCGCAGCCCGGCCAGGAGGCCACCGGUGCCAAGACUUUUUUCUAUGUGUUUGAUUAUCAGACCAAGGAUGGAGACUAUCCACAGAGAAUGGGUACUGUUCAUGGAGAGGAGCUGCCUUAUUUAUUUGGAGCACCUUUAGUAGAUGGAUUUAAUCACUUCCCGAAAAAUUACACGAAAUCGGAAUUGUCACUAUCGGAAUCGUUUAUGAUUUAUGUUUCAAAUUUUGCAAGAACUGGAAAUCCUAACGAACAUCAUAAACAAGACACAACGUUGCUGGCGUCCAGGGAACGGAACAGGUUCAAGUCGAUUGUAUGGGACGAAUAUGACUCCGUUCAUCAGAAAUACUUGGAAAUAGGCAUGAAACCCCGCAUGAAAAACCACUUCAGAGCUCACCAGCUGAGCGUCUGGCUCCGGCUCAUCCCCGAGCUCCAUCGCGCCGGCAUGGAGGACGUCGUCGCGCGUCACAACCUCUUCAGAAACCACAACAACGCCGACUUGUACGACGGUGCGGUCCGUCCCGACCCCUUGUCCCGCGUCAGCUACUACGACCCGACGAUGGAGCUGUUCAGAAGGCGACCGAACGCCACCCUCACCGGAUUGGAGCCACCUACGACGAUGGACACCAUUGUCACGACUUGCGUCAAUGUUGUUUCAAGCGGAUACAAUCCGCAGAUGUAUCCGAACGGGCAGAACAACUCGACCGAUCCCUUGGCGAGCUUGGAGGCGGCCGGUUACGCGGCUUACAGCACUGCUUUGAGCGUUACGAUCGCCAUAGGGUGCUCUUUGUUAAUCCUGAACGUUUUGAUAUUCGCCGGGGUUUAUUAUCAGAGAGACAAGACCAGGAUGGAGGUUAAGAACUUGCAACAACAGCAGAGCCGCAACCAGGCCACGUUUGAAACGAUAUCGAAACAUCAGCACUAUCACUUGGGACACUCGCAGAGCUCCAAUGUUAUUGUGGAUGUGGAGCAAGACACGUCCGCGAUGAUAUUAGCUGCGAACGCACAACAAGACUUGCACGCGAUGAACAAAGUCCAGCAACACCUAUGCCCGACCAGUAUAUCGAACACCUUGAAAGCACCGCCGCCCAGUCCCAACGUAAUGAUGCAGAACUGCAUGACUCUGCCGAAAAACAUGCACCACAUGAAUCAAAUGCACAACUACAACCAAGGCUGCAUGACCCUCCCGAAAAACUCCUCGCUCUUGAACAACACGGCCUGCGUCAUAGCUGAAAUGCAGCUGCAACAUCAGGGAGGCAUGUCGCAGCCUCCCAACGGCAACGCGAUACCGCUGGCCUGCCCCAAACCGCCCCCGCCUCCCAGAUCGAAGAGCCCCGAGAGUCAACCUUUGCUCAACUCGGGCGGUAACAGUAAGAAUAUGAGGCUGCCUCAGGCGGCCAUGAGUGAGAUGAGGGUGUGA